UGAGACUGUGCUACCAAAUCUCUAGUUAGCAGCACCUCUUUUUCUCUGCAGUGGGGGUGGGGGAGUGGGGUAGAGGACCCUGAUGAACCCCGGGGGACUCAUGAGGGGACUGAAGGAUGUAGCGCUCCCUUGACUCUGAGAUAUCUGUGAAAGUGACCAGAUGCAGCAGGAACAGGACUCUGCUCCCUCUUUCCUUCUCCACGAACAAACCUAGGCCUAGACUGACCUCCAGGAGAAGUCUUCAAUAGUGAUGCACUCCUGCAGUCUUGGGUGGAGGGGGGUGUGGGUAAAGGCAGGAGGAUUGUCACAAAGUUUGGGGCCCAGCCUGAUCUAGGCUUGUUUCCAAAAGUUUCAGCCCAGCCAGGGCUAUAUAAGUGACAUGGUAUAUAUACAUUUAUUAAAAAUCAGGAGACUUCAGCAGCUGGUGAAAGCAACUCUUCUUUUUCCGGGACUGUGAUAUUGUCAGAUAACUCCAAUGGGCGUGAACAGCAUUGUUGAGGGGCAGGGGCCCCAUAGCCAGAAACUCCGGCCUGUGUGUCUUCCAGACAGCCCUUCAUACCCUUUCUAGACAGCCCCUCCUCAGGGCUCAGGGGCUUGUCUGGUGUCGAGCUCCCAGGAGGUCCCAGGGGUGUGACCUUCUUGUCCUUCCUCCCUGCCCCCCACCCCAGGGCCAGCUAUAAAGAAAGCCAGCACCAGUCCGCAGCAGGCCAUCUAGGCCCCAAGAGCUUUUCGGGAGCACUUUAGGGACGCACACAUCCACAGCCCCUCCUGGCCAGCGCCAUGCGGUCCCUGUGGCUCUGCUGGGUACUCUGGGUGCUCCCCCUCGCUGGCCGUGGGGCGGCUGUGACCGAGGAGCAGGUCCUGGUCAGACUACUGCAGCAGCUGCAGCUCAGCCAGGCUCCCGUGCUGGACAGGGUGGAUGUGGAGGGAAUGGCCAUCCCUGCCCAGGUGAGGGCCCAGUACGUGGCCCUGCUGCAGCGAAGCCAUGUUGACCGCGCCCGAGGCAAGAGGUUCAGCCAGAACUUCAGAGAGGUGGCAGGCAGGUUCCUGGUGUCCGAGACCUCCACGCACUUGCUAGUGUUCGGCAUGGAGCAGCGGCUGCCGCCCAAUAGCGAGUUGGUGCAGGCCGUGCUGCGGCUGUUCCAGGAACCGGUCCCCAGAACUGCUCUCCGGAGGCAUGAAAGGCUGUCCCCCCACAGUGCCCGGGCUCGGGUCACCAUUGAGUGGCUGAGAGUUCGUGAGGACGGCUCCAACCGCACCGCCCUCAUCGACUCUAGGCUCGUGUCCGUCUACGAGAGCGGCUGGAAGGCCUUCGACGUGACCGAGGCCGUGAACUUCUGGCAGCAGCUGAGCCGGCCGAGGCAGCCGCUGCUGCUGCAGGUGUCGGUGCAGAGGGAGCACCUGGGCCCGGGGACCUGGAGCGCACACAAGUUGGUCCGGUUUGCUGCGCAAGGGGCGCCGGGCAGCGAGGGACAGGGCGAGCCACAGCUGGAGUUGCACACGCUGGACCUCAAGGACUACGGAGCUCAAGGCAAUUGUAACCCUGAGGCCCAAGUGACCAAAGGCACCCGAUGCUGUCGCCAAGAGAUGUACCUUGACCUGCAGGGGAUGAAGUGGGCGGAGAACUGGAUCCUCGAACCCCCAGGGUUCCUGAUCUAUGAGUGUGUGGGCAGCUGCCUGCAGCCACCGGAGUCCCUGACCAUCAAGUGGCCAUUUCUGGGGCCACGGCAGUGCAUUGCCUCAGAGAUGACUUCCCUGCCGGUGAUUGUCAGCAUGAAGGUGGGAGGCAGGACCAGGCCUCAGGUGGUCAGCCUGCCCAACAUGAGGGUACAGAAGUGUAGCUGUGCCUCCGAUGGGGCGCUCAUACCCAGGGGGAUAGAUCUGUAGUCCCUUGUUCCCACAGUUUUACACUUAGUAAGUUGACUUGUCCUGACUCAGUGUCCACCUUUCACCUUUGCCCUACAGUCCUCCGUGUCUUGGCUUCCUUGUCCAUCACCCAGUCUAAGCACUUAUGUGAGUAAAUAAUAAUGUCACUCCACCGGGACACCCUGGUGCACUUGGUAGACGACAUGGCUAAGCAGUGGACAUUGCCAGCUGAAUCUGUUUUCGGGCCAAUUCUCAGAUAAUUGUGCAACAAAACCCUAUGGUGAGAACAGGGGAAUCGGCUCAUUCACUCUGUCACAUGGUGGUGUUUGAAUUCAUUCCACAAAACAAAGCAAACAGAGAAAUCCCAGCGAGCCCUAGACAGGAGAACAUCUGGAAGAGAGCCUCCUCAACACUAGCACACUCUAGACUUCUUUAAAUUUCUUUUGGGACAGGGUCUCGAUAUGUAGCCAGGGCGGCCUCGGACUCAAAAAUACACCUCUCUCUGCCUUCCAAGUGCUGAAAUGAAGGCACUGUGGCCAGGCGGUGGUGGCGC
This is a messenger RNA of Peromyscus leucopus (white-footed mouse), 2419 nucleotides long. RefSeq names its product left-right determination factor 2. Gene Ontology annotation, biological process: SMAD protein signal transduction; BMP signaling pathway. Gene Ontology annotation, molecular function: transforming growth factor beta receptor binding; growth factor activity; cytokine activity. The record is from RefSeq and is a predicted model, not a curated record. Lineage: Eukaryota; Metazoa; Chordata; Mammalia; Rodentia; Cricetidae. The transcript is spliced from 4 exons. Bases 781 to 1887 code for a protein of 368 amino acids. Gene Ontology annotation, cellular component: extracellular region.